Molecule: messenger RNA, 1109 nt
Organism: Pimephales promelas (fathead minnow)
Lineage: Eukaryota; Metazoa; Chordata; Actinopteri; Cypriniformes; Leuciscidae
Source: RefSeq, a predicted model, not a curated record
CCCGUGCCGUUUCCUCCAUGAUUGUCUCUUGGGCUGUUGAUUGAUCGGAUUCAGACGUGCAGUUUUUUAUUGCUCUUUGGGGACACCUAGUGGUCGACGGUGGUAUCGCAUGGAAUGAACGUGACGGAGACCGGGGCUAGUUGUCACAGGGGUUGCAUGUCAAUGGGAUCGAGACAAAAGGCCAAUUACGCAAAUGCUCACAGAAUUUUUGUGCCUCGACACUAUCUAUCUGAAACAUUCCUUCUCCGUCUUCAAUGGCAACAAUACAGUCAUACAAGCCAAUUCUAAAUGACUUUGGACCACCUUCAUUGGGAUUCCCACAGGGUCCAAAUGGAAACCAAGUACCUCAGAGUAAAUAUGCUGAACUCCUCGCCAUCAUCGAAGAACUUGGGAAAGAAAUAAGGCCAACAUAUGCAGGGAGUAAAAGCGCCAUGGAGCGACUUAAAAGAGGUAUCAUUCACGCCAGAGGGCUCGUCCGUGAGUGUCUGGCAGAGACAGAAAGAAACGCGAGAUCCUAGCGCCUCCUUCCUCAUUCUCUCCAUCCGGCUGAAAGAACUGUGUCUUCUACACCGUCACACGGGAAUCAUGCAUGCCUUUCCUUUGAGGGGGAUAAAACAAUCAACAAGUGGAGCAUUUAUGUUACGAGUCGCGCUUCUCAUCUGUGGUGUGGAGGGAAUAAGGCACGACGCAGAGAGUAUAUCAUCAUCUGAUUUAUAAAUGCGAGAGAUCUGGAAGAACUGUUGCCAUUUGAGUUGUUUUUAUAUAUUUCAUUUUCUUUGACCACAUAGUAUCUUUAAGAACAAAUUAGCAAAAAUGCAUGCAACCGGAUUAACGGUCCCACAUUAGAAUCUGCAUGGCUUUUACAGGUUAGACUAGGUAUGUGCUUUUAGAAAUAGCUCUCAGGAUGAUAUUUUCUCCUCGGACACUCUCGCGGAAAGCCGAGCGUCGGGGAGAUACUCCAAAAGUAUUAUAGUGAUGCCAUUACUUUCGUCUUUAUUUGUAUUUAUUACCUUGUGUAAUACAAUGUAUUUUCAUGUAAAGACAAAAAAAGGUCACUCUUUGGAAUUUUGUAUAUCUGUCAAUAAAUAUGACAUUCAUUGUGUAUGAAA